AUGCUUAUGCACUCAUUCAACCCGUCUUCAGAUUUCAUUCUUGCUCAGCCGACGCGCAUGAGUAUCGACAUGGCCAUCCAAGCGGAAACAGCAAGAAGAUACAUCGAGGCUUUUCACGCGCUCGAUGGUGCUGAAUUUACAAAGCUGAAAACACCGGAAUGUGAACAUGUCUUCGCCCCAAAAUCUCUUAACAUGACGGUUUCCAAAAAUAAUGCGCGAUUUGAGGCUCACAUGGAACAUCUUCGAACGAUUUUGAAGGCGUUCCCAGUAUACGUCAAGAAGCUGUGGGAGGACAAGACGCAUGUCACGAUCUGGGCUACCAGCGAAACCGUAUUCCAAGAGGAAGCAAAGGAUGAAGGCGCCCCUCAGAGCAGUUGCAGUUUCGGGGGUGAGUACAUGUUCGUCCUCGAGAUGAACGAAGAUGGAGACAAGAUCAAGAGAGUGGUGGAGUUCCUUGACAGUAACGCAACUGAGGACAUUGAUGAAGCGAGCACGACGAAAUCUUGGGAACAAAAAAUAUGA
Molecule: messenger RNA, 522 nt
Organism: Verruconis gallopava
Lineage: Eukaryota; Fungi; Ascomycota; Dothideomycetes; Venturiales; Sympoventuriaceae
Exons: 1
Coding region: 1-522 (173 amino acids)
Source: RefSeq, a predicted model, not a curated record